UGUGAAGAAGCGUGCGCCACCCUAUUUGGUCAAAUUGCUUGUCAAUCAAGAGUGCUACCACGGUGACAGAGACAAAGUAUCUGACUGUAAAUUUGAAAUAUAUUAUUUCAUCCGUUGUUCAGACAGAUGAGCGAGCGAAAUCAGAUUACAGAUGAGCGAGCGAAAUCAGAUUAUACAGCCCGGUUACAAACAGUCAGUUGAGUUUAAAAUAUUGAUACAUUGUUGCACGCUUCGACAUCAUUUAAUUAAACAUGAAAGUAACAGUUUUCUCCUCUGAAAUAUCCAUGAGGGAUGCGGUCUUAUUUUAUCACUCCUAAAGCAGUGAAGUACUGCUACUUUUGCGGUCAUAUUUUAGCCAACGUCUACUACRAGUCUUCUAGCCUACUAGGGAAGUUCGGGUUGCUGUCGUUGUCUGAUUUGUUUUAAAGUGACAGGAGGAGACAGCACGCUGUAAAACAUUCAGCCCUGAUCGAAUCGACACGAUGAUUCCUGAAUGUCCCCGGAGCGGAGAGACAAGGAACCGAACGCAGUGCCACUAUGGCCAGGUAGCCGAACCAAACCAGAACUGUUUUGGGCUACUUUCCGAGAUCAAAACUCUUAUCAAGAAUGAACCAUUCACUGACCACUACACCAUCAUUCCGGGCAAAGAGCUCGGCAGGGGGAAGUUUGCCGUGGUGAGGAAGUGUGUGGAGAAGUGCACGGGGCAGGAGUACGCCGCCAAGUUCAUGAGGAAGAGGAGGAAGGGCCAGGACUGCAGGCUGGAGAUCAUCCACGAGGUGGCCGUUCUGGAGCUCGCCACGGCCAGCCAGCGGGUGGUCAACCUGCACCAGGUCUACGAGAUGGCCUCCGAGAUGGUGCUCGUCCUCCAGUUCGGAGAGGGACGAGGCCUUCAUAGAGGAGGACGUUAAGAGGGUGUUGAGACAGAUCCUAGAGGAGUCUCCUUCCUCCACAGAACAACGUGGUGCACUGGACAUCAAGUUUAGCCCCACUAGACCCUCCUCGUCUAAUGCUGCUGUCCAGUGGUCAUGUAGUGUGUAUAUAUAUCUGUCUAAUUGUUUGUCAUUGUAUGUAUCUGCCAGGAGUAUUGGGGUGCUGACCUAUGUGAUGCUGACCGGUACCUCUCCCUUCCUGGGGGAGGACAAGCAGGAGACCUUCCUCAACAUCUCCCAGAUCAACGUCAGUUACCAGGAGGACGAGCUGGAGCAUGUAGACCAGGCCGCCAUCGCCUUCAUCAAGCUCCUGCUCGUCAAAGAACCCCAGAACCGUGCCACAGCUGAGGAGUGCCUGCAGCACCAGUGGCUCCAGCCAAAAGAGAAAAGGGAAGCCGAGGCGACAGUAGAGGUGAAAGAGACUAUAAGCCCCACCAAGUGCACCUCUGAGCCAGCCAACCCCGAGAGCCACAUCAGGGGUGAGGAGGAGGAAGGCCCCGAAACGGAGGAGCUGAUCGUGAUGGCGGCCUACACACUGGGCCAYUGCCGCCAGUCAACAGACAAGGAGGUCAUGGCCCCCGACCAGAAGGCCAUCUCCAAACGCUUCAAGUUUGAGGAGCCCUUCAGCGCCCUCCAAGAGGUUCCUGGAGAGUUCAUCUACUGAAGGACUCACACACACAUCUCAUCCUCUACACUAGGUGGUCCUGGAGAGCUAGUGGUGGUGUUGGGUCUCCCUUCUGCCCUUCACUGACACACCAGAUAAUUCAGAUCGUCACGGCCCUGAUUAGUUGCUUAGUAGAAUCAGGUGCAUUAGUGAUGGGUUGGAGCCAAAGCCUGCACCAACCAGUAGCUCGCAAAUAACCUGGGUGGAAAAACUCCUGCUCUUACAUCUAGGGAAAAGCAGUUAAACACAUUGCACUUACAAACCAGAAGAAACAUCUCACACUUUUCUAACCCACCUCACGGUCUGAAUUCGGAACCCAAACAGUUUUUUUGUCCCUUUUUUUUUCAUAUACACCCUGUCGUUACUCCUGACUGAGCCUUGUUGUGACGUUUCUCCAGACAGCCUUGUUGUGAAGUUACUCCAGACUAAGCCUUGUUGUGACGUUUCUCCAGACUAAGCCUUGUUGUGAAGUUACUCCAGACUAAGCCUUGUUGUGACGUUUCUCCAGACUAAGCCUUGUUGUGACGUUUCUCCAGACAGCCUUGUUGUGGUGCUUUGUUUUCUUUUUCUUUGCGUGC
This is a messenger RNA of Salvelinus sp. IW2-2015, 2171 nucleotides long. Lineage: Eukaryota; Metazoa; Chordata; Actinopteri; Salmoniformes; Salmonidae. The record is from RefSeq and is a predicted model, not a curated record.